AUGACGAAAAGAAAAAUUUUUGACGGAGCUAUUGGGAUCGAUCUUGGCACUACUUAUUCUUGUGUAGCCGUUUUGCAGCACGGAAAAGUAGAAAUUAUUGCUAAUGAUCAAGGAAGUAGAACUACGCCUUCGUAUGUAUCGUUCCACGAUAACUUUAGAGAUAUUGGCGGGGCGGCCAAGUCUCAGUGUGCUAUGAAUCCUGAAGGCACUAUCUUUGACGCCAAGCGUUUGAUAGGAAGAAAUUUUGAUGAUGAAACGGUGCGUUUAGACAUAAAACUUUGGCCUUUUAAAGUAGUUAAUAGAAAGAAUAAACCAGUUAUACAAGUUCGCUAUCAAGGCGGCCUCAAAGACUUUUAUCCCGAACAAAUUUCUGCAAUGGUGCUGGAAUAUAUGAAGGAAACGGCGGAAAACUAUUUAAAUCAGAAAGUCACUAAGGCAGUAGUCACUGUCCCCGCCUACUUUAACGACGCCCAGCGGCAAGCUACUAAAGAUGCCGCCGCGAUUGCUGGUCUUGAGUGCUUGCGGAUCAUAAAUGAACCCACCGCAGCCGCCAUCGCAUAUGGCCUCGACGGGCCGACCGCCACAUCUAAAGGAAAAAAUGAGCGAGUCGUGCUGAUUUUUGAUCUCGGCGGUGGCACUUUUGAUGUUUCUUUGCUCACCAUCGAAGGCGGGAUCUUCACCGUGAAGGCCACUGCGGGGGACACCCAUUUGGGCGGCGAAGAUUUUGACCAGCGCUUGCUGGGAUUUUGUCUUGAGCAAUUUAAAAGUAUACACAAAGUUGAUAUUUCCGCCAACCCACGUGCUGUCCGCCGUCUGCGGUCGGCAUGCGAGCUUGCCAAGCGAAAUUUAUCGGCGCUUGCUCGCACGGAAAUCCAGGUGGACGCGCUUUAUAACGAUAAGGAUUUCUCGCUGGUUAUAACACGUGCUAAAUUCGAAGAGCUGUGCAUGGAUUUGUUUGUGGGCUGUUUGAAACCAAUAGAAAAAGUGCUUAGCGACGCCCACAUGGCCAAAAACCAAGUCGAUGAUAUUGUGUUAGUGGGCGGGUCUACACGUAUUCCGAAAGUACAAGCACUUCUUAGAGAAUUUUUUAACGGGAAGGAGCUCUGCUCGUCCAUCAAUCCCGACGAGGCUGUCGCCUACGGCGCUGCCGUACAGGCCGCAGCCCUCACCGGCCAUGACCCCGCCACCACUGCGCACAUGCUGCUGCUGGACAUUGUACCUCUCUCACUGGGAAUUGAGACGGAAGGAGGCCUCAUGUCCGUGGUUGUCCCUCGAAACACUUGCAUUCCGUGCAUCAAGACGUCCAUGUUUACAACCACUGCGCCCAAUCAGAGGAGCGUGGAAUUCCCCGUCUACGAGGGUGAGCGGCCUUUGACACGUGACAAUAACCUGCUAGGGCAAUUCUGCCUAAAGGGAAUAAUGCCUGCCCCCGCGGGGGUUCCUGAACUCGAGGUCACUUUUAACAUUGACGCUAAUGGCAUAAUGAACGUGUCCGCCAGAGACGUGUCGUCCGGCCAGGAGUCCCACGUGGUCAUCGAGAAUAACCGAAACGCCCAUUCGCAGGAAGAUAUUGAACGAAUGAUCCACGAGGCCAAGUUGUACGCCAGCGAAGACCAGAAAAUGAAAAAUGAAAUUGAGCAAAGUUUACUGCGCGAUUUGGAUGCUUUUACUUUUUAAUUAUUAUUAU
Zophobas morio is the source of this 1687-nucleotide messenger RNA. RefSeq names its product heat shock cognate 71 kDa protein-like. The record is from RefSeq and is a predicted model, not a curated record. Gene Ontology annotation, cellular component: cytoplasm. The coding region runs from base 1 to 1677 and encodes 558 amino acids. Gene Ontology annotation, molecular function: ATP binding; ATP-dependent protein folding chaperone. The transcript has 3 exons. NCBI's taxonomy places the organism in Eukaryota, Metazoa, Arthropoda, Insecta, Coleoptera, Tenebrionidae.